CCACCAAACACGGAAGUGUGUUAUUUGUCCUUGCAGAGGUGAGAGCCGUUCACACGUUUAAUCUUCGAGUUGAAAAGCGCGGAAACAGUUUUCAGACUGACACUCGACUUCAAUCCGGUUCCAGUUUGAGAUCCAGAUUACAGAAAGAUGAGGCAGAAACAUUUCGCGUCGAGUCUGUUGGCCCUCUGUUUCCUGGUCUGUAGCGGUCUGGGUCUAAACUGUGACUGGGAACACUCCCCUGGGACGGAUCAGAGUCUGCAUACGGCCUCCGUGAACGCCGGAGACUUCCACAUGGACGACAUCCCGGGGGUGUCGGAUCCGGAGAGCUGCCGGGCGGCAUGCUGCGACAAGCCGGACUGUGACAUGGUCUUGGUCGGUCACCCGGCGGACGGACCGCCGCAGUGCCAACUGGUGAAGUGUUUGACCCAGAGCCGGGACGCGUGCGUCUUCCAGCCCAGUACGCAGUUGGAGGUUUACCGCAAGAAGGUGAAGACAGAGACCCGCGGAGAGGCGAAGGAAGGCGGGGAGAAGCACAUCGUCCCGCUGCUUGGAUCCGUGGAGCCGAAGACCAACGAGACCAACAACAUUCGCUGUCGUCUGCCAAUGAAGGUGGGUUCAUGUCGAGCCGCCUUCCCGAAAUUUUACUACAACGUCACCAGUCAGAGCUGCCAGAGCUUCAUCUACGGCGGCUGUGAGGCCAAUAAAAACAACUUUGACACCCUGGAUGAGUGUAAGACCGCCUGCAGCGGAGUCACAGGUUCAGUUCUUCCUGAUGAGUCGACUCCUGCUCCUCAGCUUCCUGUCAAAGCUGUUCGAAUGGUUCCUGCCUUCAACACAAAGGACGCUCAAGAUGCUGAAGGUCCAGUUGAGUCUGAAACUGCUGCUGCAGAGUCUGUACACGCUCAGGAGACAGAAAUGUCAGCAGAUGACUUCGCUGAGCGCUGCGGGGCGGAACCUCAGGUGGGCCCCUGCAGAGCGGCGUUGCAGCACUGGUACUACAACAGAAAGACAAGCAGCUGCGAAUCGUUCAUCUAUGGAGGCUGCAAAGGAAACAAGAACAACUACAUCAGCAAGGAGAGCUGCAUUGCUACAUGUACAGUCACUGUGCUUCCCUCCUCCAAGAAGGUCACUGAUGAUGAAGCUCCUACAGAGUACAAAGAUCAGUGUAUGGUGACCCCCGACCCCGGUCCCUGCCGCGCUGCCUUCCCCAUGUUCUACUACGACCCAAAUGCUGGUACCUGUCAGUCAUUCAUUUAUGGUGGUUGUCGAGGCAACCAGAACCGUUACAGCAGUGUGGAGGAUUGCAUGAGGCGCUGCACCACAGAUGGUUGCUUUGAUGGUCACGGCAGAGCUCGUAACCGCUGGACUGCAGCCGUCUUCCUCUUCAUCACUCUGGCAGCUAUCUCUGCUCUGCUGUUGGCUACGCUCAUCAUCAUCACAAUGAGACGUCGCGGUCUGUCCCGCCGUCCUUCCUCCAUCAGUGAUAAGGAGGAGCUGCUUCCCGACCCAGAUGAGCAGUCCUCUGUUGAGUCUCUGAACGUCCCAGAGAGCCCCAAACUGGACAAGGCGUGAGGAGAGGUGCGUGAUUCUUCUGGAGCCACUGAGGGGUUUGUUUCAGGUGAUUCUCCACCUCAGAACUGAUUUCAAUAGAUGUUCUUCCUGUAACUUCUUUCAGUUGGUCAACUAGGUGACAGAAAUGUGACAGAAACCCGUUUCAGAGCCACACAAGCCAACAGAUUAAGAAAGUUCACAUUUGCUAACUUCAUAUGCGGAUGUGACUGUUGUGUUUGACCGCAGGAAUAACUUGGAUUUCAGUUUUGUGGUGGUUUUCUGCUUUAACUGUGUGAGCUGUGUUCGAAGAGCUAAUCAUUCGAUGUCAUCUCAUCAGUGUGGGUCAAAGGGAAACUGUUGCACAUAAGACUUCAUGUUUAUAACACCUUAAAUUAACAAUCAGACGUUUCUUUUUCUUUUAGCAGGUUGAUUUUGUCUCAGUAACAAACCUGGUCAGUCUGUGUCGACUCCAUUCAGCCUUUGUUGUAAUUCACAUUGAAUAGAAUAAUGAAAUCUUCUUCUCUUUCUCUCUGAGGAUUAGAUGUUCAGAUGCAUUCCAUUCCCACGCCUGUAUGCUUAAGAUGAAGCUACAGCCACAAUCUGAUUAUCUUAGUUUAGCAUAAAGACUGGAAAGGGUGCGCAGUUAGCUGGACUCUGUCCAAAGGUCACAGAAUCGACCUAUCAGCAACUGCUGAGAUCACUGAUUAACAUGUUACGUAUAAUUUGCCUCAUCUGACCAAACACCGAGAUGUAAAAAAAGUAAAAAGAGUUUUUGGUUUGGGAGGGAGUUAUGUGUUUGAACUCUUUCUUGACGAAGAACGGUGCAUCAUCUGCUCAGCGCUUCUGUCUCGGCAACGUCUCUGGUUGAUGGUUAACAAGAUAUCAUCUAAGCAAAUAAUUCCACAUAAAACCACAAAACAAAUAACAGCAACAAACCACACCCAACAUGUUAAUCCGUGAGGUUUAGAGAUGCUGGAGGUGGAUUUUGUUCUCUUUGUACAGAGCUAGGCUAGGUGUUCCCAGUUUUUAUGCUAAGCUAAGAUAACCAGCUGCUGGCUGUAGCAUCAUGUUAAGUGUACAGACAUCAGAGUGGAAUCCACGUUAACAUGUGACUCUCAGAGAGGAAGAGGAGAGGAUUUUCCAACAUGUCAAACUAUUCCUUUAAAAACUGCUAACACAGUCUUCAGAUCAGUGAAAGUUUGAAGAUCAAAGUAAAGUUGAAAAUCAUUUUACAGGUGUUGGUCUAAUCUUAAACCUCUUGUAAUGUGGAUUAUUUUAGUAAGACCGGCAGACUCCAGACUGUUAUCAUAUGUUCAUGUGUUCAUGGUUUCAGCUUUUAUUGACUGGUUAUAUUUUCCUGAAAUUCAAACUCUGUUUGCUUCUCCGCCUGCUAAUGCUGAUUAUUGAUAAGUUAGGAGAUAGAAAUGAAUUAAAUUACUUUAAAUUGUCAUUUGAAGUCAUUUAUUCAGUAAAACUCAAUUAUUUUUACUUUCCAUAAUGUGAGAAUUUGGUGUUUUCUUUUAAUCUUUGUAAAAUGAAUAUCUAUGUUUUUUAUGCUUUGACAAAAUCAACAAUGUGAAUUCCUCACUUUGAUCUCUGGUGACUUUAGAUGGAGCUUUAACAUCAGUUUUUAUGUUUUUAAUAAGAUGAAUGGUAUAAAGAGUAAGUUUGUAGUUGGCAGCCUGUUCUCAUUCGCAGGGCGUCUUAUACAGAAGCUGUCAGGUUCCUGAAAGUACCCAUCUGUAUGAGCUGUGUGACGAUGCGUUGCUGUGUGAUGCUCUGGGAAUGAGACGGCUUUAAAUUGACAUUGUAGAUUUAACAGAGCUAAAGUCUCAUGUUCAGCCUCCAGUAGUUUCUUUAUUUUUCCUUAAUAACAGGAAAGCAUUCAGCAACCAGCUAAACAUCAUGUAAUCCUUGAAAACUGACCUGAGAACCUGCAGGAACAUUUUAACGCAGAUAAAGUUAAGACUGAAACAGCUUGUUGAGAUGGAAAUGAUGCAAAUUUAAAACAAAUCAUUAAAAGAAUGAGCCUACAUGUCCCAUAAUGCAACAGGAUGUUGUCUGUCCUUAGAGCCUCUCUUCAUUCGUCACUCCUCUGCAGGCCAAGAACCGCUGAGUCAUGUGAUGAAACUGCACUAACUGCUACAUGCUUCCUUAUAUUUGAUUAGUAUUUGAUUGAUUAUUAAAGGGGAGGAUCCUCAUAGUCACUUUGUCAUUAAUGCAGUUGAAUGUAUUUGAUAUAUUUCAUGUAUAAGCUCUAAUUUUGAGUCCUUUAACAUCCUGUUUGUAGUGAAUUUAAGAUCAUACAUGCAAAUUGUUGUUUUCUGUCAUAAAUAAACACACCAGUUCAUAAUUUA
Chelmon rostratus (copperband butterflyfish) is the source of this 3908-nucleotide messenger RNA. RefSeq names its product serine peptidase inhibitor, Kunitz type, 2 (gene spint2). Gene Ontology annotation, molecular function: serine-type endopeptidase inhibitor activity. Bases 148 to 1572 code for a protein of 474 amino acids. The transcript is spliced from 11 exons. NCBI's taxonomy places the organism in Eukaryota, Metazoa, Chordata, Actinopteri, Chaetodontiformes, Chaetodontidae. The record is from RefSeq and is a predicted model, not a curated record.